Molecule: messenger RNA, 1399 nt
Organism: Cryptomeria japonica (Japanese cedar)
Lineage: Eukaryota; Viridiplantae; Streptophyta; Pinopsida; Cupressales; Cupressaceae
Product: alpha-galactosidase
Exons: 15
Coding region: 81-1238 (385 amino acids)
Biological process (GO): carbohydrate metabolic process
Molecular function (GO): hydrolase activity, hydrolyzing O-glycosyl compounds
Source: RefSeq, a predicted model, not a curated record
GUCUUUUCUAAGUAACCAUAACUAAAAUUUGCUUGCUAUAUUAGGCCUUGAAUUUCUCUGUUUUGAGGGCACCGCAAAACAUGAAGACCAUAUGGGUUUUUCUUUUUGCACUUUUGUGCUAUCAAGCAGAAUCGGCUGGAUUCAAUGGGCUUGGUCAGACGCCUCAAAUGGGGUGGAAUAAUUUUAAUCAUUUCCCUGUUGGGAUUCAUGAACAGAUUAUUCGUGAAACAGCUGAUGCAAUUAUCACCACUGGAUUAUCCAAGCUGGGAUAUGUGUAUGUGAAUAUAGAUGACCGCUGGGCCAACCUGGACAGAGACUCUCAGGGUAAUCUUGUUGCCAACUCUACUACAUUUCCUUCUGGCAUAAAGGCACUGGCAGAUUAUGUUCAUUCCAAGGGACUUAAGAUUGGAAUAUAUUCAGAUGCUGGAAACCAAACAUGUGCCAAAACUCAGCCAGGCUCUCUUGGGUAUGAAGAGCAAGAUGCCAACAUUUUUGCAUCAUGGGGAAUAGACUAUUUGAAAUAUGACAAUUGUCAUAAUGAGGGAGUAGAUACUAAACAGAGGUACACAAAAAUGAGCAAAGCACUCAACAAGACAGGCCGCUCUAUUUUCUAUUCAUUAUGUGAAUGGGGCCAAGAAGACCCUGCAACUUGGGGUCCUAAGAUUGCAAAUAGCUGGAGAACUACAGGAGAUAUACAUGACGACUGGCACAGAAUGACAUCUACAGCUGACAAGAAUGAUAAGUGGGCUUCUUAUGCAGGCCCUGGUGGAUGGAAUGAUCCUGACAUGUUAGAGGUUGGGAAUGGAAAGAUGAGCACAGAGGAAUAUCGAUCCCAUUUUAGCAUAUGGGCUUUAAUGAAGGCACCCUUGCUUCUUGGUUGUGACAUAAGGUCUAUGAGCCCUGAAACUGUAGAGAUUAUAACCAAUGAGGAGGUCAUUCAGGUUAACCAAGAUUCUUUAGGUGUACAGGGAAAGAAAGUGAGCAAGAAAGGGAAACUCGAGGUAUGGGCUGGGCCAUUGUCAAAUAAGAGAUAUACUUUUAUUUUAUGGAAUAGAAGUCCUGAAAGUGCUUCUAUAACUGCCAAAUGGAAAGAUAUUGGUCCCUCUGAUGAUAGUGUUUUUAAGGCUAGAGACUUAUGGAAUCAUUCAGAUCUUCAAGACACAUUCCAAGGUAGUCUAACAUCAACAGUCGAUUCACAUGCUUGCAAAAUGUAUAUUUUAACACCAUCAUCUAGCUAAGGCUUCCAUUGAAAUGCUUUGGAGUACUAAAGCAUAGAAUAAUUGUGAUGUCACAUCACAUCAUUGACUUGUAUGAUUUGAUCCAAUGUUGUUAUUUAGUAAUAUGUAAGUUAAUGUUGUUUACAUAAUUGAAUAUUUAUGUAAGUUAAUGUUUAGAAGAA